Condylostylus longicornis is the source of this 1963-nucleotide messenger RNA. It is a transcript of the gene polo, whose product is annotated as serine/threonine-protein kinase polo. Bases 120 to 1853 code for a protein of 577 amino acids. The record is from RefSeq and is a predicted model, not a curated record. Gene Ontology annotation, cellular component: centrosome; nucleus; spindle pole. Lineage: Eukaryota; Metazoa; Arthropoda; Insecta; Diptera; Dolichopodidae. Gene Ontology annotation, molecular function: protein binding; ATP binding; protein serine/threonine kinase activity. The transcript has 9 exons. Gene Ontology annotation, biological process: regulation of cytokinesis; protein phosphorylation; mitotic cell cycle.
UUCAAAUUCAAAUGUUUGUCGGUGGUUUGAGCGGUAUAUGCUUUAAUCUGUUUUAAUUUAAAAUUUUUCAUAAGGUUAAAAUUCUAUAGCAAGUGUUGUGUAGUGAGGAAAUUAAAAACAUGACAUCAAGAAACGAAGAAAAAGCUAGUGAUAUACCUGAAAGGCUCUAUGAUGUUUCAACUGACACAACAUAUAAACGGAUGCGUUUUUUCGGAAAAGGUGGUUUCGCUAAAUGUUAUGAGAUAGUAAAUGUAGCUACUAAUGAAGUUUUCGCCGGAAAAAUUGUUUCAAAAAAGUUAAUGAUAAAGCACAACCAGAGAGACAAAAUGACCCAAGAAAUUUCCAUCCACAAAAGUCUGAACAAUAAAAAUAUCGUUAAAUUUCAUAGUUUCUUUGAUGAUAUGCUUAACAUUUACAUUGUAUUAGAACUUUGCAAGAAGAGGUCAAUGAUGGAACUUCACAAAAGAAGAAAAAUUAUAACAGAGUAUGAAUGCCGAUAUUACAUUUAUCAAAUUAUUCAGGGAGUUAAAUAUUUACAUGAUAAUCGAAUAAUACAUAGGGAUUUGAAACUUGGCAAUUUGUUUUUGAAUGAUGAAUUACAUGUUAAAAUUGGUGACUUUGGUUUAGCUACAAGAGUGGAAUAUGAUGGUGAAAGAAAAAAAACGUUGUGUGGAACGCCGAAUUAUAUUGCACCAGAGAUACUUACAAAAAAAGGGCAUUCGUACGAAGUUGAUAUUUGGUCUAUCGGCUGUGUGAUGUACACGUUAUUGGUUGGUCAGCCACCUUUUGAAACUAAAACUUUGAAAGAUACUUAUACAAAAAUAAAAAAGUGCGAUUACAAGGUUCCAACAUUCUUGCGUAGAAGUGCUGCAGAAAUGAUAAUAGCAAUGCUCCAAUCAGAUCCAACAAAAAGGCCAACAAUAUCUGAUCUCUUGAAUUAUGAAUUUAUUAAUAGUACUCCAGUGCCAACUAGUUUACCGAGCUCUUGUUUAACAAUGGCUCCAAGGCCUGAUUUAUUAGAAAGUAUUGAUAAAAAUUACGGUGGCCGAAGGGCCCCAUUAGCUGAAAUUCAUGCAUAUAACGUAGAUGAUACAAAAUUGGAACUAACAUUUCUUAAAAAUCAUUUGCAUGACGCUAUUACAGCUUCUGGACAAAUGUCUAGACAUAACGAUGAAUAUCGAAAUGAUAUACAAAGUUUAUAUGUUCAACUUAGUUCUCUAAUUCAUUCAAAACCAAUGAAAUUAGAAACUAAUUUCGGUGAUGAAAACACUGAUCCCGCAGCCAAUCCAUUAUUCUGGGUUUCUAAAUGGGUUGAUUAUAGCGAUAAAUAUGGAUUUGGAUAUCAGUUAUGUGAUGAAGGAAUGGGUGUUAUGUUUAAUGAUACAACAAAAUUGAUUAUGUUUCCUAAUAAAAUCAAUGUUCAUUUUAUCGAUAAAGACGGUAAAGAAACUUACAUGAAGGUAGAUGAUUACCCACAAGUUUUAGAAAAAAAAAUGAAGCUUUUGUCUUAUUUUAAACGCUAUAUGUCCGAACAUUUAGUGAAGGCUGGUGCAGAUGCUGUUAAUCAUGAAAGCGAUUCAAUUUCCAGAAUUCCACAUUUACAUACAUGGUUUAGAACAACAUGUGCUGUAGUAAUGCAUUUGACAAAUGGAUCUGUGCAAUUAAACUUUUCAGAUCACGUUAAAAUUAUACUUUGCCCAAGAAUGAGUGCAGUGACAUACAUGGAUAGUGAAAAACAUUUUCGAACUUAUAGAUUCUCAACAAUCACUGAACAUGGUUGUUCUAAAGAUUUAUAUCAAAAGAUACGUUAUGCACACGAAAAAUUAAAAGUCUUAAUUGAAAAACUUUCAUAAUUUUUAACUUAUAUAAUAUAUCAUCAUCUUUUUAUUUUUGUUUUAAUAUCAAUUUUUUAUUUUUCAUAUUUAAGCUAAGUUUUUCAUCAUUAAGUAAUGAUAUUUUGAUC